AUGCCCCCGGGCCUCUACCGGGAUAUCGUCCAAGAGCGCAACAAGUACUUCUUACUAUACCACGCCGCGAGCAUUUCCCAGGCAGCCCUGAUGGUGCUCCAGCUGCUGAUUGGUGCCUCCGUGACAUCGCUCGGAGCAAUGCGUGCGAACACUGGCAUCGCCAUCACUGUGCUGGGUGCAGUCAACACGGUCAUUGCCGGUCUCAUUGCCCUGCUGCACAAUGGAGGCUUACCCGACCGCUUCCGCUACGACAUGAUACAGUUUGAGGAACUUGAGGACCACAUCAAGGAGCUUCUCGACUCAGCUAUUGCCCCUGCGAACAUGACGACGGACCAAGUUCUAGCCGAGUGCUUCGAUCGCUUCCGAGAAGCCAAGGCCACCGUUGCGGCCAACUUGCCAGUCAACUACAAUUCGCGAUCAUCUCAGUCGGGUGGUGGCCAAGCCUCGUCUCUGCCACCGCCUCCUCCUCCUCCACCACCACCUGCGUCGCCUCCAGCGGCACCCGCUCCCCCAGCUUUGACAAAGGCUCGUAUCUGCGGAGAGGAGGGCCAUGAGGUUCAAAAGCCAGUUGACAACGACAAGGAAGCGACGAAAUGA
Molecule: messenger RNA, 597 nt
Organism: Purpureocillium takamizusanense
Lineage: Eukaryota; Fungi; Ascomycota; Sordariomycetes; Hypocreales; Ophiocordycipitaceae
Exons: 1
Coding region: 1-597 (198 amino acids)
Source: RefSeq, a predicted model, not a curated record